Molecule: messenger RNA, 5898 nt
Organism: Camponotus floridanus (Florida carpenter ant)
Lineage: Eukaryota; Metazoa; Arthropoda; Insecta; Hymenoptera; Formicidae
Exons: 11
Coding region: 301-5739 (1812 amino acids)
Molecular function (GO): protein binding
Source: RefSeq, a predicted model, not a curated record
ACCGAUGGCAACAAAGAUGGCGGGCGCGGUAAUGCGCGCAGCGAUCAUGUAACAUCGCCGAGGCGCGUUGACGUAUGUACAUGUACGUCGUGACGAGCGUCCCGCGUAGAGUGCCCGGGCGGACGGCAAGCUGUCGCGACGUGCGUGCGCGUGUCGAGUGUAUGCGGAGCACCGCGAUUCCGUGGCGUGAGUGCGCGCGCGCGCGCGGGUGCGGGUGCGGGAGUGUGUACGUGUUCGUGCGCGAGCCGCGUUUCUGACACGAGUGCGACGACGAGAUAUGUCAGAGGCAGCUCCGGAAGCAUGAGCGAGGGAGCGGACUCGGUUACGCGAACCCGCGGGGAUUCGCUCCAGGCUACCUCGGCGCGCGAGGGCGAUGCUCAGCGGACGACCGGGACGGCGACGCCCUCGCCACCGCCGCCACCUUUGCCGCCGCCGCCACCGUCGACGUACACUGGCAGGAGGCCGCGUUUCGGCACCGGUGGCCCUCCGCCGUCGCCGUACAUGUGGAUCGACGGCCGUCAGCUGCGGAGCGCCCUGGCCUGGACCAACAAAUGGCCGAUGCGGCCGCCCGAUGCUGUCCCGUUACGAGUCAGCUUCCCCGCGAGCGACAAUCAUCUGGUGACGGGCUACCUGGAGCCCGCCAAUCCUUGGCGGCACGCUGAAAAUGUGAAUCGCGAGGACUUAAUCUUCUCAUACAAGGAGUCCUGCAUACGUCACAACACCAAACCCUUGCCAAACGUUUUAGUUCAGCUCGAGAACCUGGAUGUAUCUCAAGAUCGGUGCGAGCAACUGAAUUUGAAAGGGGAAAUCUUGGAUCAGGAUCAUUCUGAGCCAUUGGAGGAGAUACUGAAGAGAGUACAAUUUAAUAAGAUUAAUCUAGAAGGAGCAUCUCUGAACGAUGAGAGUUCCGUGAUAUUAUUUGAUAUGCUUGAAUAUUACGAGUCUGCAAAACACUUAAAUAUCUCAUUUAAUCCGGAAAUUGGAGCGCGUGGCUGGCAAGCGUGCUCCCAUAUGAUUAAAAAGACUCAAUGUUUAGAGCAGCUUGAAGCAAGAGAUAUACAGUUUAACGAGCAAAAUAUGAACAUUUUGAGUCGUGCAUUACGAUUAGUUGGUCAUCUACAUGUUCUCAAAUUGGAAAACUGUGGAUUGUCGGGCAGAGCAAUCGUCAUACUUGUUACAGCCCUAAAAAUGAAUAGCGGUAUACGGGAAUUAUAUUUAGCCGAUAACGGGCUUGAUUUAUAUGAUGCUAUACAGCUUGGAUCUCUCUUAAGGAUGAACAAUCAUUUGCAAUUGCUCGAUAUUAGUAAUAAUAACGUCCAGGAUGAUGGGGUACGAGACAUUUUGGAGGGUCUGAUCAAUCAAGUGAACGAAGAUAAGACCGGCAAGGGACUCAGUAUCCUGAUAUUAUGGAACAAUCGUUUAACCAAGAACUCGUCACCUUAUAUCUCGAGGAUUAUAGCAUUAUCGAAAACAUUGGAGACUCUGAAUAUCGGUCAAAAUAUGCUGACGGACGAGGCACUAAGAAUCGUUAAGGAAUCACUGAAGCAGAAUCGUGUUCUCCUGCAAUUGGGCAUGCAAUCGACAGAACUCACGUGCGAGGGGAUAAUCACGUUAGCCGAGAUCAUGGAGAUGAAUCAAGUUUUGCAAAGAAUAGAUUUGCGAGAUAAUAACAUAAAAUUGCGUGGGAUGCAUGCUCUUGUGAACGUAAUGAAGACAAACAAGACCGUAACGCAGAUCGAUUUGGACGACAGACCUCGGAUAAGAAUAGAUGGUCCCUUGAAUGAGUACGUGGAACUGAUUGUGGAGAUUCGCAGUCGCUGCGGCCAAAACGAAGAGCGCCGUCUGCUGGAAGAAUCCACCGAGGAUGCCGAAAGUCCGCAGUACCCGAGCCUGAACGCGAGCUCCCGUAAGAUCUCGCUCACUUGUCAGACACUGCCAAGUCCGUCGUCCGGUCGAUCAACGACAUCGUUGGCUGCUAACGAGCCGGCGACACGCACUACGCUGGAGCCGGCAAAACGCACCAGCGGUGGCCGUCUGCGAUCCCCGGCUCCCAGUCCGAUUCCCUCACCUGUAGCUAGUCCGAUCCCCAGUCCGUCUCGGAAUCGUUUCGUCGUAUGCCGAGUGCCGGAAGCAUCGCUACGCUCUACCGACUCCUCGGCAUCCACUUCACCCGUCACUCCGCCAUCCCUCGGCUCCUCUCCGAAUUUCUUCUCCGGUGCAUCGAGUGGCGGCCCGUCGCGGUUCCGUGUGUCGGUCGUCGAGUCGGCGGGUGCCGGUCGCUCGCCGCCUAAAUCUGUUAUCGCUUCCACUAGCGGCAGCUCGGUCACGAUCGGUUUCAACGUUAAAAUCGAUGCGGCCGACUCGAACGAUUCCGACAACGUAAUCGACAAGACAAGCGCCAGCAGUAAAACAGCCGCGUCUGCGUCUGAUAUGCUUCACGUAGUCCCGUUAGCGAGAGAAACAUCCUCCUCGAGCGAAGACAUUGCCAAGAACGAAGAUCGUUGCAAUGAAGAAACGAAGACUUCAUCAAGUGAACAGCAAGUUAAAGUACGACUCGAGGUAGGCGAGAUUGUUACAGCGACGCCCAAGGGUAAAUAUGACAAGAUGACUGAGAUUAAAGAAGAAGAACGGCUAGAAGACCAGAAUGAUAUAAUCGGGACAUUGCAAUCUGAAAAAAACGAGAUGGAUUAUUCCAACGAAAACGAAAACAAUCGAAGCAACGUUAUGACAAUGGAUCUCGAGAACGCUGCAAUAGCCGACAACGAGGCGAUUAUAAAUCGCAACAUUGUGUAUACGAGUACAAAGGAACUCCAAGUACCUGCAUAUCCAAACGAAGAUACAAUUUCGACUAGUAUAGUCGAGGAUAAAGAAAAUGCGAAUGCAAUAAAAUUAUCUUUGGAUAACAUUUCGGAAUUGAACCGAACAACGGAAGAGUUAUCCACUUGUAUAUCGAGAUCUUCCGCGAAUUCCAUUUGGACGGGAACGUCUUCGAUUCGCACGACGGAGUCGCAUUCACGGGAACAACCGAGCACAUCAGUGCAGAAGCACAAAUCCAGUCUAGAGAAGCUCUUGUCAUUGUUCCAACAUCCCGGCCAGUUUUUUUCUGACUCCUCAAGUACCACCAGUGUCAUGGACACAAAAAGCUCCCUGCAGGAAAAUGUGAGCGGUGUGAUGGCAUUGGGCGACAAAUUGCAGCAGUACCUGAAAGAAGGUCGAACCAAAAUCGAUGGUUCAUGGUCUUCGGAGCAUGGAUCUCCGUUGAAGAACAAAUCGAUGGGACUGAAUAUAUCGCAACUGCAGAAUUUAACUGGCAUAUUUGCAUCUUUCAAAUUCGAGCCACAGGCAAGUCUCGUCGAGCACGGCACCAAGUUCUUCGGUCAAACGAAAACUCAGGAUGCGAGGGAGGAUAUCAAGGAGAAGAAUUUAGAAGAAUUGAUAGAAACCGAAGUUGCAAGAGACGACAACGAGAGAAAUUUAUCUGAUCGAGAGACUAAUCAACUUAUAAGAAACUAUGGCAAUCUGAUUGAGCAGCAUCAAGUGAUUAAGAGUGACGAAAAUGAUUUAUUUCAUCAAAAACAGAAUCAGAGCAUAAAGAAUGAUGAGAAAAACUUAGAUAAACAGAAUCAGUUUAUUGAAAGGAACGAGAAUUUGCUUGGUCAAGAAAAAAGUCAAGUUGAAAACGAUGAGCAAAAAUUAUUCAAUCAGAUCAGCAGGAGCGAUGAAAAAGAUUCUAUCAGUCAAGAAAAGAGUCAAAUUUUGAUUAAUGAUGAGAAUAAAUUAUUUGAUCGCAUGAAAAAUCGAACUAUAGAAAUCGAUGAAAGAAAUUUAGAGGAUCAGAAGAAGGGACAGGAAAUUAUCAGGAACACUGGUGAAAAUGUUAAAGGCAGCGGAGAGAUGAAUAUACAGAGGAGAGAUGAGGUUGCGAACAACGAUCCAGAAGAUGAAAGGCUGCGAAAUGACAUUGCGAGAAAUGACGGGAAAGAUUCCGUGAGUAUCCGAGAUGGCACACGCAAUGUUAACGAGGAGAAGGAUGUAUGUAACGCGGAUGACUUAAGAGGGACAGAAUCUGACAGGAUUAGUGAUCGACUGUUACCUGAAAGUGUGCAAUCAAAGGAUGAUUUCGCUAAUAAUUUAGUAUUAGACGACGGUCACGUCGCAACAAGUGCAGCAGUGGUCUUGUCGUCGUUUCCGGCAAGUGAAUCUACUGCGUAUAUAAAUGUAAGUUUAACGGAUAUAGUCGAAUAUUCUACUCUAGGAUUAAGUAACAUUGCCGACAUAUGUAUAGAAUGUAACGAUACGAAACGUUUCGAGGAUUUUAUCAGCGAGGAAGAGCGUGACGAUGCACCGCAGGAUUCACCAAAAUGUACGGAACGUGAUGAUGAUGCCGAGUGCUUAAAACACGAUAAUUUGGAGAUUUUAGGGAAUAAUGACGCGAGGUGUUUACAACGUGACGACGCGGUUGAAGAAACGAAUGCCGCGAUAAUAAGGACAUGUGAUACAAUUACGGACAGUAUUAAUCAGACUAGUGAUAGUAGGUUUUUUCCGAUUUCUAACGUAGCGUAUGAUAGUAAGAAAGCCGUAGAUAGCGUAAGUAUCGCGUCGAUCACGACGGACGAUGAUGUCGACGUGAUUAGGCCUGCGUCGGAAAACAGCGGGCUAUCGACAUCAUCGACGUCGUUGUUUACAGGCGCGAGCGUUUACUUAAACGAGGAAGUUACCAAUAACACGCACCGAGAUCGUCGGUGCGAUUUUACGAGGAAAAGAGAAGAGAAGGAAGAUCUCCACGAUAAUGCUUACCGCGAUUCCGUUGAUCGUGCAACAAGUACAAGUGUAAAUAUUAAGAUAGAUCCACACGGAGAAUCGGAAACGACGAGUCCACAUGGGAGCCAAGAGGCGCCAGAACGACGGUUGUUGAUGCCAAAUAAUAUCAACAAACAUCGAACUAUUCUUGAAGACGCUGCCGAGACCACGUGUCAUUCGGGGGACGAACAGGGUAAACAGACGGUCGAUCCGAUGAUUCUCGUCACCCCAUCGUCGCACGAGAUAUCCGUAAUAAGUUUGGACAAGUCUGAUGCAGAGGAGCUUAUCUUUUGCAUGACCGACGUCUCCACAGACGGUACAUCUAUAGAGGACGAGCUGUCACCUCAAGGCAUCGCGCCUAGAAGCUCACUGAAUAAACUGGCGGAAUCGUACUAUGAGCUUCCCGCUUCGAGGACCAACGUGUCGACGAGCGGCACGCUUCUGAUCGAGAAUCCCGGGAGCGUGCACAGGAACAGUCAGGAUUCCGGAAUCGAGGAGACCGCAUUGACAAUCGACGAUACCGUCGUCGGAAUAACGGAGUUGCCGCCGAUACCGCCGCCACCGCCGCCACCGCCGCGCAGUAGCCUCCAAGAGAGCGUGGACUCGGGGAUCGAGUCGGAGUGUUCGUCGAUAUGCAUCAGAAUGGAAUCCGCUACCGGAAUCAACACGUUGGAGAUGGUCGCGACACCGAAGAGGCCCACGCGUGACGAUAACGACGACGAGGAGGAAUUUGGGGAGUUUGCCUCGGAUUUCCUCGCGAGGGAGACGCGACUAGUCGAUAGCACGAGUGGCGAUGGCGAUGGCGACUCGUACCUCAGCGGCGUCAAGUGCACGGUCGUCAAUACCAUGCGACCCGUUGCCGAUGAAGGCGUCGCUCGACCAACAGCGCCGAUGAUCGCGCACUCCCCCGCGACCGUGCACGGCACCAGUCCAAAGUAAUGAAACGGAAGGAAAUGGAGCAGAGGCAGAUAAUGGUGAUGAAGGGAACAAGACAGGCUCAAUAGAGUACGAUGAUGACGACGAAAUCGACGAGCUCGAAGAAAUGAUGAAGCAGCUUGAGCCAAAAUAUCGACGCUACGCCAACUGGCGAAUUUGAAU